Molecule: messenger RNA, 525 nt
Organism: Cooperia oncophora
Lineage: Eukaryota; Metazoa; Nematoda; Chromadorea; Rhabditida; Trichostrongylidae
Source: the annotation of a GenBank genome assembly
AUGCGCUUCACAGCGACUCGCGGUAUUGUUUGUGCGUUGUUGGCAGUUGUAGUGAUCUUCAGCUUGUCACGGACGAUGUCACGAUUUUCCCCGAUUCCCGACAAAGUAUCAGAGGCAUUCACUGAGUGGAAGAACUGUAUGACAAAGCAAUUCGACAGCUUGAAAGACAACCCACAAAAGCUUUGGGAGGGAUUUGCCGAAAUGACGAAGGAAUGCACAUCGAGUACCGAAGUGGACAGAAUCAAGCUCAUUGAGCUACCGAAUGACGACGAAGUGAAGCAUUACAUCCUUAGCCAAGACACUAGCGAACCGAGCGUUAUCGUCUCACUGGGAAUCGGUGCCGAUAUCAGAGUGGAGCAGCAGUUGAGGAAAUUGCUGCCAGAAGACACUGAAUUCUUUGGUGCAGACCCAGUAGUCGCACCUAACUCCAACCUGUACGGUCGACUUGGAACAUUCUUCCCGGUGGCGGUCAGUGACCAUUCUGGACAAUCGAGUGCUAACAUACGUCUGGACAACGGUGAGGAA